GUCUUAUGAUACCACUUCUGCUUUUACCGCUAAUGAUCUUAGAGUAAUUUCUCGAAAGUGUCCUAAUUUGAGGCAUCUUACCUUUGCAACCACGGGUCCACCUUUCUCCCAUUCUAAUGUAGAACUUCUUUUAAAUUCUGCUCCUAACCUACUCACUUUUUCUGUACUUGAUUGUGAUAGUCAAUGGUUAGAAGGUGCGCUUACGCCAUUACGCCAAGGUCGAUGCCCUAAAUUACAGCAUUUAGAGAUAAAUGACUGUAAUAGGUCUUGGUCUUUUAAUGUUUUGAAAGAUAUUGGUGAAAGUUGUCCUUCUAUUAUCUCCUUGAAAUUAUAUCAACGUGUAAACUCUUUACAAUUAGCAAAGUUGAUCGUUAACUCUUUCCCAAAUCUUCAAACUUUCGAAUGUAAAUAUAUUAAUGAAGCUGGAUUACAAGGUCUCAUCACUGGUUUACAUAAUUUAAAAUCUUUAAGUGCUCAAUUCGAAAAUGAUAUUCAAGUUUCUGAAUCUUUGGCUCCUAAAUUCGCUAAAUUGGAAGCUCUCAGGAUAAGAGCUAUUCAUGUUCAAGAUCAUAAUCCUCUUUUCUCUGUUGCUUUUUCUCAACAUCAACCUUGUCUUAGACAAUUAUAUUUAGCCACUUUACAUAUAACUGAUAAAACUAUCAAGAUGAUUGCAAUGAAUUGUCAUCAUUUGGAAUCUAUAGAAUUAUUCAUGUGUUUUUAUUUAACCGAUGUGGCAAUUUCAACAAUAGCUCAAUAUCGUGGAAAAAAUCUUAAACAUUUAAUGUUAGCUUAUAAUGCUUAUAUUACCGAUACUGGAAUAAAUCAAAUAGCUACUCAUUGUACUGAAUUAAAAUCUAUUGUCAUCAUAUCUUGUGCAAGAUUGACUAAUGUUGCUUUCAAUAACAUUGCUAGAGAAUGUAAAGGUCUUGUUGAAGUUACCGUAAGGCAUGAUUCUUGUCAAAUGUUGGCAUCUAUUGUUCAUACUUUGGCUACUAGAAAUAAAGGAACAUUAAAAGUUUUGAAAGCUUAUGAUGUUAGCGCUAAAGAUGUGGAUAAAAGAUCAAAAUAUAAGGCUGAUGUCACUGUUUUAGAAAGACUUGCUAUACGAUGUCCUCAAAUAAGAACUUUGGUGCUCAAAUGUUGUAUUCAAGAAAAAGAUCCAAAUAAAUUUAAAAAUCUUGAAGAAUUACAAAUAUCUACAUCAGUGAAAUUCUCGCCUUCACACAUAAAACAAUUAGAAAAGCAUAGGAGAUUAAAAUAUGUUACAAUUAUUCACGGACCUCUUUUAAAUGCACGGUCCCGUAUUCAAGAAUCGAGACUUGAAUCAACA
Molecule: messenger RNA, 1330 nt
Organism: Racocetra fulgida
Lineage: Eukaryota; Fungi; Glomeromycota; Glomeromycetes; Diversisporales; Gigasporaceae
Source: the annotation of a GenBank genome assembly